AUGCCUAAUCCAUGGUAUGACUCACAAAAGUACGGAGUCUGUGGCCGACCCUCCAGUCCCCGGAAUGGACCGUAUGAUUGGAAUCCCUUUAUCGCUGAAGUGACGACAACCUGUACGGACAUACAGAAAGGUAUGACCGCUGUUGAGAAGGAUAUUCAAGAUCACCCGGAGCGCCGACAACAGCACUUGGAACAAGUGGAUCAGAUGAUUGACAGGAUUAUCGAGAUCCAGGACAUGAUUGACUACGAGCACCAGUAUAUCGAUCAGCUGACCGAUGACCAGCGAAAGACCCUGGAGUCAUACAAAAACCUAUCACUCAGACUGCAUCAGGAGUUAUCUGAGCUACGCAAGAAAAUAUGAAAUUAAAAAAUUUAUUUAUGAAUCAUUAUAAAAUUGUUAUUUAAUUUUCAUUUAUAAAAUAUUUAUUACAAUAAAUUCCUUUAAAAAUUAA
Messenger RNA from Oppiella nova, 451 nucleotides. Lineage: Eukaryota; Metazoa; Arthropoda; Arachnida; Sarcoptiformes; Oppiidae. The record is from the annotation of a GenBank genome assembly.